Molecule: messenger RNA, 1080 nt
Organism: Tetrahymena thermophila SB210
Lineage: Eukaryota; Ciliophora; Oligohymenophorea; Hymenostomatida; Tetrahymenidae
Product: kinesin motor domain protein
Exons: 1
Source: RefSeq, a predicted model, not a curated record
AUGGUGAGAGAUCUCCUAGUAAAUAAUAAAGAGCUAAGAGAAACAACUGACCAAGCAAUAAAGAAAAGUGAGAUAUGUGAGAAAGAACUCUUCCAUCUGUAGCGUGAAAAUCAAGAUCUCCGUGAUCGUAUAUAACAUCUUAAAAAUGGUGGAUAAUUAGAAGAUUUUAAUUCAACCUUUUCAUAUGGAGGAGGUUUAAAUGAUGAUGAAAAUGCUAACCCAUUUGUGAACUAACCUCUUUCCCCAUCUAUUAAUUGGAAAAAUAUGUCAAAAAAAGAUCUUAUACAAGAAAUCCUUGCUCUCAGAAGAGAUAAAAAGAUACUUGAAAGGAGAAUUUUAGGAAAUGAAAUAGAUCGCUCUACAAUAGCAAGUAACUCCCAAUCUAACUCCAUUACAAAUCCACCAUAAAAUUUGAUUCGUAUAUAAAAUAAAAGAAUAUCUAAUAACAAUUCUCCUGUAAAAUAACAUUAUAGUUCUGUAGGUAGCUCCCAAUAAGCACCUCUUAGUCUUAGCAGAAAAGUAAGCUAAAAUAACAAUAAUAGCAGUGCUAAUAAUAAUAACGGUGGCAAUAAUGGAGCUCAAAAUAAUAGCAGUAACAAUCCAAAUGGAACUCCGUUUUAAGGAGAUUCAUUACCAACCAAUUUCGGAAGAUAUACAUUUUAUUAAAACAUUUCGAAUAAUAACAGUAAUUUUAACAAUAAUAACUCAAAUAAUAACAGCAUUAAUUUCUUUUCAGAUGAUAAUUAAACAGCUCAUAGAUAAAAUCCUAAUCAUAGCUUUUCAGCUAAUAUUUCCCCAUAAAAUUUAAUGUAAUCAUUUAGGCACACAAAUUUAUUGCCAAGACCUUUAAUGUCUAAUGUAUCACCAAACAAGAGAUAAAACCCUUAAUUCUAGUCAAGUUAAAUAGAUGAUUUCAGCAAUCAAAGAUAGAAUUAUAAUAUCAAUACAAAUCACUUAACAAAUCGCUCAAAUAGUAUAAAAUAAAAUUAACAAUUUGUCCCAAUAGUUAACCAAUAAUAACACCACUCUUACUCUCAAUCUAGAUCUUACAACCCUAAUAAUGCAUCAUUUUAGCAUUGA